AUGCCAGUUAUGAAAAUUGACGUGACAAUGCAUUACGUGCCGAUGGGACGUCAUAUCAUACUUAAUUGUAUGUCUUGGAAUUCAGUUGCAAAUAAUUAUGACAAUCAAAAUAAAACAAUGAAAUGGAUAUUUCGUGAUAUUCAAGAUCAUCGUAGCAUACCUAUCGAUAUCGAUAAUAGCCGAUUCGCCCUCAACGAAACUGAUGGCAGUCUUGCUCUUUAUGCCGCACAAAAAGAAAAUGAAGGCAUAUAUGAUUGUCAUGUAGGUUUAACCCAAAAUAUUGAAUGGGUUUCACGAAUUAAUCUUUAUGUGCAAGAUUGUGGUGAAGAACGUGAUCUAACUUUAUAUCGUAAUGUUAUGAAUCCAUGCCUUUAUGGUGGCUGUAUUAUUGAUGCUUUUCCUGAUGCUCCAAUUUUGAAAUAUUUAAAAUGUAAUUGUGUGUUACAAUAUACGGGAGAAUUUUGCACUGAACUUGUUGAUGGAGCCGUUGAACGUGAAAUUCUACGUUUCUCACCGUUCAUAGCACAUAUUUGCUCAACAUUAUGCAUAAUUCUUACAUUCUUUUGCUGCAAGAGAACCGAAAAUCAUAAAAGAAUCGUUUCACUGGAAGAUGUUGUACCACCACCAUUAGAUGUAUCGGAUGAUCCGAAAAUACUCUACCCCGCAGCUAUGCUACCGGUUUUAGAAAGCGGUGAACCAACUAAGGAAGCAGAAUUGGAUGCUCGAACAAUUGCCACAUAUCUUAAUAAGUUGCAACAUGCAACUGUAUGA
Acanthocheilonema viteae is the source of this 771-nucleotide messenger RNA. The record is from the annotation of a GenBank genome assembly. Lineage: Eukaryota; Metazoa; Nematoda; Chromadorea; Rhabditida; Onchocercidae.